Molecule: messenger RNA, 1361 nt
Organism: Spirodela intermedia
Lineage: Eukaryota; Viridiplantae; Streptophyta; Magnoliopsida; Alismatales; Araceae
Source: the annotation of a GenBank genome assembly
AUGGGGCGGGCUCCGUGUUGUGACAAGUCAAAGGUGAAGAAAGGUCCUUGGUCCCCGGAAGAAGACGCUAAGCUCAAGGAGCACAUUGAGAAGUAUGGUACUGGUGGGAACUGGAUCGCUCUCCCACAGAAAGCCGGUAAGAGCGAGGAAGAGCUCCGCAGAGUCCUCGUUUCCCACUUUGUUUUCCUCUGUUAUUUCGAUGAGCUUUCGUAGAUGAUUCCAUCAAGAAGCCUGCAUAGGGUUAAUUUCGGCGGGGGAGAAAGGGGAGAGAGAGAGAGAGAGGUGUGGGGAGGUGGGAGGCUCCUUCACUGAUACUUUUCUCAUCCACAGGUCUGAAGAGAUGUGGGAAGAGUUGCAGGUUGAGGUGGCUGAAUUAUCUGAGACCGAACAUAAAGCACGGAGACUUCACCGAAGAGGAAGACGCAAUAAUCUGCAGCCUCUUCGCUAGAAUUGGGAGCAGGUUCCACCUUUCUUUGCAACUUCUUAUCCAUUUUUGCUCGACUACGAGUUUCCGUCUUUUGAUUCUCUUAGUUAUCUAGCCCAAUCUAGUUUCCUUCCUGGAGCUAGACCAUAAAUGGGGAACAUCAAUAAUGGAAGCUUCUCCGCAUGCAUGCCAAUUUGUUGGUAGACUUCGACGACAAUAGAUGGAAAGAUCUCCAAUCAAUCAGUAAUUUCUCAUCAAAUAACGAAUUAUUCGUAUUUGCAGAUGGUCUAUAAUAGCGGCCCAGCUGCCAGGGAGGACUGACAACGAUAUCAAGAACUACUGGAACACCAAGCUGAAGAAGAAGAUAAUGGGGAUACCGACGCCGCAGAGAAAAAUACAACCCGAGAAGCACCAGCGGCAGCUUUUCCCAUCUUCCUUCAAUGCUAUGAUUUCACCGGCGACGUCGUCCGUAGGUAGCCGUUUCUCGUCUCAGAAGACACUCCUCCCAGGCCCAGAUGCCUUCGAUCCAGUGAUCGCCGGCGCCGCUCUUCUUCGAGUCCUCGAUGAUGACCACAACCAAGUGAAAGACAAUAGCAGUAGUCUCCUUGUCUUUGGAGAUGGCCAGAGUUGUAGCUCCUCAGGUGGGAGUUCCACCAAGAUCAUAUAUGGAAGGGCGGCAGAGAAUGAGCUGGGCCUGGAGACGCUGUUCUACGGCGGUCUCCUCGAAGACCACCAGAAGCUCUUUCUCGGCGGCGGAAGUCGGGUGGAGAGAGGAAGUGGGGUGUGGGGAGAAGCCCCCAUAGACUACACCCUGGAGGAGAUCAAGCAACUCAUCACAACGGGCUCGCCCUGCAGCAGCCUCUUCAUAGGCGAUCCAACCGGCGUCAUCGGAGGAGGAGGCAAUGCUCGAGCAAGUGGUCUCAUGUCCUACAACUGA